CUCACAAAGCUCCUGCUGCUAGGCUACUGUUCCAGUGCUACUCUAUGUGUUGACAACUGAUUAAUCAAUACGUUGACAACACUGCUCGGAGGAAGACCAUUUCAAUUCAGUUCCUUUCAUCUGCUUGGAAUGGGCGAUGUGGAGUCAUGUGGAGGUUUGUCCUGACCUUCAGUCUGCUCUGCUGGGGCUCUGAGGCCACUGUGAGCUGCAGAAAUGUUAACAAUGGUAUCGUGGACUGGUACAUCAUAUACAAGGCGCCUCUCACUAGUUCGAUGUAUCUCUACAUCGAUUCAACUGGGAUAACAAAGAUGGAACCCUCAACGCCAAACUACAAGAGCAUCAGUGAUCCGACCGGCGUCCUGGCAAACACCCUGGAGCCCAUCUUUAAACCAAUCAGAUCAAUGCCAAAUGAAUUUGGAUUCAUCAGCUACAACGAUCAGCCUCCAGGAUGUCAAGCCAACGAUGUCUUUGGCCACAGUAAAGGAGUUCUGAUGAUGGAUAAACAUAGCACUGGAGUCUGGCUCUUACACAGCACGCCAAACUUCCCCUUCAGAAGAGAUCCCAAUCAUUUCUGGCCCAGCACCGGAGAAUCGUACGCUCAGACGUUCAUCUGUGCGACGUUCAACUACCAAGAGUUCAGCAACAUCGGUAAUCAUCUGCAGUACAUCGGAGCGUUCCCGUUUGAAUAUGAUGUUCCAGUGGACUUUCACCAAGAACUAAGGGAUGCUGUUAACUGGGUCAAAAAACCAGCGCCCAACAAUUUCCGGACGCUGACAUCAAGUGGAUCCCAAGGCUUUAGGAGCUUCGCCAAGCAACAGAACGCGCAGCCAAAAAUUGGAGAUCUUUACGUCAACAUAGCACAAUUACUCGGCAGCGAUGUGAGCGCCCAGACCUGGACCCGUGAUCAGCCCGGAAGCUACUGUGUUAAGAACAUGCACAAAGUGUUCAAUGUCAAAACAGUAAAAACUGAUCUGGGUGAUUGGAGCGCCUCAAAGGAUCAUUCAAAGUGGUGCGUCCCCACAGAUUCACAGACUCACUGGACCUGUAUCGCUGAUGUGAACAGGGCGCCGACCCAGAAUAAGAGGCGGGGGGGCGCGCUGUGCAUUGAAAGUGAAGCCGUUCAAAAAAUAUUCCUGCAUUUUGCUGGGAUCACUGAGAAUUGUCUGGUUAAGAACGACAAGGACAUCUUUGAUCAGAUCAUGGACUUGCUGUCGUUCCUCAGACUGUGAACCUAAACCCUGAGGCCGGAGGAACCUCACUGCAGCUCCAUCAAUACUGACGGUCUAAUAAAAACACUGUGUGGGAUGCUGUGAUUGAUAAUUACUAGUUUGAUCCUCACAUGUUGUUAACGGGACACAAGAGAGAAAUAUUAAAGACAGAUAUAUACAAGUCA
Messenger RNA from Anoplopoma fimbria (sablefish), 1393 nucleotides. Its product is annotated as plancitoxin-1-like. The coding region runs from base 147 to 1229 and encodes 360 amino acids. Gene Ontology annotation, molecular function: deoxyribonuclease II activity. The transcript has 7 exons. Gene Ontology annotation, biological process: apoptotic DNA fragmentation. Lineage: Eukaryota; Metazoa; Chordata; Actinopteri; Perciformes; Anoplopomatidae. The record is from RefSeq and is a predicted model, not a curated record.